AUGCUCUGGCAACGGCUGAAGGAGAUAUGCAUCUACUUCUGGAACUUCCGCUACCUGCCGCUGAAAUACCGGUGGCUCCUGAUCAAGUUCCGCCGUCGCUUCCUGCCGACCCAGACCGGGCUCGGUCUGCGUAACGCCCUGCGCCAUGCCCGCUCGCUCAAGCACCCGCCCGAGCCCCACCCCUACCUCUUUGUCCUGCGUCUCCUCUGGCCCUUCCCGACCUGGGACUUCCGCGCCGUGCUCCCGCCGCCCCCGAGGGCCAUCAUGGCCAACCCCGAGGGCGUCCGCUGCCGGGUCCGCGACCUGAUCUACCUCCGCUCCAUGCCAUUGUGGCGCGCGCGCGACACGCCGCAGCGGUCCUUCUACCGCCUCUACGAGGCCUUCUGCGCCGCCGACGGACACAUGAUCACGUACGAGACCGAGUAUUUCUGGCGCCGGUCGUCGCCGCGCUGGGCCGUCGCCAACCUGCCGGACCCCGAGUGCGCCGACCCGGAGCAGUACGCCGUCAUGGCGGCCCUGGCCGACGUGCUGGUCGACUCUUUUACGUGGCGCCUGGAGCUCGGCCUGCGCCGCACCGACCAACCCAUCGUGCACCGCAGUGCGGACGCGCUGCCCUUCACGCCCGAGACGCAUCCGUCGUGGACGGCCAAGGUGCCCCCCCUGCAGGAGAAGCUCGUUAUUCACCCUGAGGAAGACGUGUAUUUCGACAGCCCCCUCCACCGCCGCAACGUUUACAUGGCCACCGGGUGGUUCUACACCGUCUGA
Chaetomium globosum CBS 148.51 is the source of this 765-nucleotide messenger RNA. RefSeq lists its product as uncharacterized. The record is from RefSeq and is a predicted model, not a curated record. Bases 1 to 765 code for a protein of 254 amino acids. The transcript has a single exon. NCBI's taxonomy places the organism in Eukaryota, Fungi, Ascomycota, Sordariomycetes, Sordariales, Chaetomiaceae.